AUGUUGCCAAGUCUGUCAGCCAGCACGCAAGGAUUCUUCAGCAUAUCAAAGAAGGAAACAUGGUCUAUGGAGAUAUCGCUUAUUGUGGCUGUUCAGAAGUUAGUGGAUGAGGAGUUCCAAGGGAUAAGGCAUUUGCGAACAUCAACAUUGCAUAAAAAGAUAGCAAACGCUCGGCACGACUUUGUCAAGCUUUCCGGUAGUGAAGAUAAGCUGUUUUUGUUCGAAUCGAGGAAAUCAACAUGUUGCGGCAUGGAAACGUUGGAGUCUUGGAGACCUGCACGAAGAAUGCUUAACGUAUUGAAAGUGACGAAAUGGGUGGACUGCCAAAAUGAGUGA
Messenger RNA from Eruca vesicaria subsp. sativa (arugula), 336 nucleotides. The record is from the annotation of a GenBank genome assembly. NCBI's taxonomy places the organism in Eukaryota, Viridiplantae, Streptophyta, Magnoliopsida, Brassicales, Brassicaceae.